GCGCGCAGCGCAGCGCUGGAGAUGCGCCGAACCGAGCAAGUCCAGACACAUGCGGAGCUCAGAGCCCGGAGCGACUCUCUCUCUCUCUCUCUCCCUCUCUCUCUCUCUCCCUCCAUUUCUCUCGCUCUCAGUCCGGUUUAAUACGGUCCUUCUGACCUGCUCUCUCAAUAAACCCGCCGUAUCCCGUCAUCGCCCCGUGUUUCCAAAAGCGCGCUUGAUGUUCGAGGUCUGAUCCGUGAAGUUCUGCAUGCGCGCUUGCUCGCGGAGAUGUGGACGCUGCUGAUCAGGCUGGAUCUGGUCUCAUGAGCCGGUGGUGUGGAAUUCUGUUUUCGCUUUGAAAACUGCUGCUUGGACAAAUGCAUACAAAUGCAUUUAGGAGCCCAACGGACAAGGAGUGGACAAGUUUCUCCCACAACGACAACGAGAUUCCUCGUCCUCCUCCUGUCAACAUGUGCGGCGCUGCUGUCAGCAGAAGAGCCAUCAGCAGCUCCAGGUGUAGACCUUAUUCAUCAGCUGGGCCUUUCUGGUCGAAGAGACAUACACUCUUCUGGGACACAUUACCUCACCUCCCUUGCCUCAUCUCUGUCCAUCCUGCCCCCUGGAGUUGGGGUUAUCCUCGGACGGGAUGCCCUCAUUGAGGCCCCAUCAGUGGACCUGCUCCCCGCAGGCGUGGAGGAGGAGUUUUCUAUCAUAGUGAGUUUAAGCUCCUGGCGAGCGAACAAUGCCUUUAUUUUUAGUGUGCGUGAUGGCAGGGACAGACUGCAGUUCGGCUUGCAGCUCCUGCCUGGAAGGGUAGUGGUUUACAUAGGCGAGAAAGCAUCAAUCUACUUCAAGUAUGAUGUACAAGAUGGACAGUGGCACUCCUUCUCUGUGGGGGUCCGGCCACGCUCCGUAUCUUUUCAAGCACGCUGCGGGGCAGUGCAGUACAGCGAGGAAACGCUGACCCGUCCACAGACAUUGAGCUCUGAAGGCCGCCUCUCUGUGGGAAGGAUGGACUCCAGGGCGGUGCAGUUUGAAGGAGCGUUAUGCCAGCUGGAUAUUUACCCCUCUGCCCAAGCUGCGGCGCACUACUGCGACUUUGUUAAAAAACAGUGCAGACUGUCCGACACCUUCCGAUCUCUGUCAGGGAGCUCAGAGUCCCCAUUCCCAUCGGUUUCACCUUCCCCAAAGUUCCACCGCGGCUCUUCGGAAUCACACACAUUUAUCCCAACUCUUGUUGAUCACUCCACCAACUCUAUUCCCACAGCACUUUUUGACCAGUUUUCAACCACAAGCUCUCCGAUGUUUCGCUCCAGCACACCUAGGCACAUGAAUACAUCUCCAAGAACCUUCAGCAAGGUGCAAUCCCUGGACCUUACUCCAGAGACUUCCACGAGCAACCCCGCAACAGAGAAGACCCUUGACGGUGAAAAUGACACUGAGAAUCAGCCACUUCUCAAGAAGCCCAGAGCAACUCGGGCCACCCCGGACUUGAUCACCAUCAUCAAGCAGAGCCGUUUAAAAGAGGCCUUGAACAAUGAUGGUAGACCCCACCAAUCCAACAAAGAGCUUCUGCAGGCCAAUCCUAAGGUGAACAGCACCAUCCUGUACCGUGAAGAGAGCAGUUAUAACCAGGUGGACCAAUCUGAGGAACAGGUACAGGAGGUGCAUGACACAGUAUACUCAGAGGGUUAUGGAUACGACUAUGGUCUUGAAGAAGACGAAUAUUUCUUUGACUAUGAUGGAUUUGUUGGUCCAAAAGGAGAACCGGGUCCUUCAGGUCCCGCCGGCCCCCCAGGUCUCCCCGGACCCCCUGGAAAGAGAGGAGCACGGGGUCCAGCUGGUCCUCACGGGAGUCCCGGGCCGCCUGGGUUACCUGGUCCGAAGGGAGCAAAAGGUGAUCCUGGACUGUCCCCGGGUCAAGCGCCGGCAGGUGAGAAGGGUGAAAGAGGACGGCUGGGUCCACAGGGUCCUAAAGGUGAAGCAGGUCCAAAGGGUCCCAAAGGCUAUCCAGGACCAGCAGGUCUGCCUGGAGAACAGGGUUUGCCAGGAUUGCCGGGUGUAUCUGGGGCGACAGGUUACCCUGGCAGGCAGGGUUUGGCAGGACCGGAGGGAAACCCUGGACCUAAAGGUGUCAAUGGCUUCAUCGGACCUCCAGGAGUUGCAGGAGCACCAGGACUGGAAGGAGAGAGAGGAAUUCCGGGUCCUGUGGGAAUCAAGGGUCCCAAAGGAAGACAGGGUGUUGUUGGUGAUGCGGGUGAGCGAGGGCCGCCCGGACCAGACGGAAACGAGGGGCCUGUCGGAGGAACUGGCAGCAGUGGAUUCCCAGGCCUGAGAGGUGAUCCGGGGCCCGAGGGACCCCGCGGCUUUCCUGGCAUUAUGGGACCUCAGGGCCUGACCGGAGGGGCGGGGCCUCCUGGAAUGAAAGGUGAUAAGAGUGAACCUGGAUUGAGGGGUGAACCGGGAGAGACUGGAUAUCAGGGCGACAAGGGGACGGCUGGUAAUCCAGGCCCGACGGGACCACGCGGAAAACCAGGACCUCCCGGAAAACCAGGAGACCGGGGACCACAGGGGCCUCCGGGGCCACCAGGACCUGAGGGUUUCCCAGGAGACAUUGGUGCACCAGGACCCAAUGGCCCCCCAGGACCAAAGGGUAUUCAAGGAGCCCGGGGCCCCCAGGGACCACCAGGGCCAAAAGGAACAGAGGGAGAUGAAGGCCCCCCGGGUCCACCUGGAAAGCCUGGUCCCACUGGACGAAUAGGUCGGAAGGGUUUCAUCGGUGAACCAGGACCUGAAGGACUGAAGGGAGAAAUUGGUGACCUAGGGAAUCCUGGAAAACACGGCCCCCCUGGUCCUGUGGGACUGAUUGGAAUAACCGGAGUGAUCGGACAACCUGGAGAAAAGGGUGAUCGAGGUCCUCCUGGUCCUUUGGGUCCUCCAGGAGAGAAAGGUUCAACAGGGUAUCCGGGUCUUCCAGGAGGUCCUGGGGAUUUCGGCCCGCAAGGUCCACCUGGUCCACAAGGGCCAAGAGGAGCAGCAGGCAUUUCUGGGCCAAAAGGACGAAGGGGCCCCAGGGGACCUGACGGCCCUCCAGGAGAGCCAGGCCCUGAGGGCGUAAAGGGUGAAAAGGGAUCGCCAGGGAAGAAUGGAGCUCCUGGAUUCAUCGGUAAAGCUGGAGCUCCAGGGAAGAGAGGACCAGCAGGAGCGCCUGGUAAAGCAGGUCCUCCCGGAAGCACAGGUGAAAAAGGUCCUCCAGGUGAACCUGGCUCCAGAGGCCCUCCGGGGGACCCAGGACCAGAUGGAGAGCAAGGUCACGAGGGACAUCAAGGACCUGAAGGAGAGCAGGGGCCUGUGGGUGAACCUGGAAUCAAGGGUGAAAUGGGGCCUGUCGGAGAGGAGGGUGAUCUGGGCCAACCGGGCAUCAGAGGUCCUCCAGGGCCAACUGGAGAGGACGGGCAUCAAGGGAAGGACGGACCAAAGGGUGAGCCAGGCGAUCGUGGACCAAUGGGAGAAGCAGGAGAAAAGGGCGAGAUUGGUGACUCUGGCCCAGUAGGACCUCCUGGAGAUCCUGGGAAAAAGGGCUUCCCAGGACCUGAGGGCAAACAGGGACUGCCAGGUAACCGAGGACGUCCAGGAAAAAAGGGUGAAAAAGGGCCACCAGGUCACUUGGGAGAAAUGGGCUCAUCUGGCGAAAUCGGACGGACGGGGGAGAGAGGACUCAAAGGGGCUCGUGGAACCAGAGGACCCGCAGGCCGACCAGGAGUUAUGGGACCUCAGGGAGAGCCAGGACUUCAAGGUUACACAGGUCACACUGGUAAGCAAGGUCCAGCAGGCCCCCCGGGACCAAAGGGAGAAAAGGGUUACCCAGGAGAAGACAGUAAAAUGGCAGGACCGCCCGGGCCCUUAGGUGAACCAGGCACUCCAGGAGAGAAGGGUGAACGUGGGGAACCGGGAGAUUACGGAUAUCAGGGUCAUGCAGGGGUCACAGGUGCCCGUGGAGCGAUCGGUCAGCAGGGAUCUCCUGGAUCUCCUGGGCUUCCUGGUGAAGCAGGACCCAUAGGCGAGAAGGGAGUUCAGGGACUCGCUGGGAAGAAAGGAUCCCGAGGUCCCGCUGGAGCUCCAGGUCCUGAAGGUCCUGUUGGUUUGCCGGGGCCCAGAGGGACAGAUGGGUAUCUGGGAUCCGAUGGUCUUCCUGGUCUUCCUGGUUUACCGGGUCUGCCUGGAUCCAAAGGCCGAACAGGUCAGCGCGGUGACGUUGGUCUGGAGGGGAGGGCGGGACUUCCUGGCCCACGGGGCGAGCUCGGACUUCCUGGUGUCAUCGGAGAGAGAGGGCCAGCGGGGUCAAAGGGUGAGAUGGGUUUGGCGGGUGACAGAGGACCGGGGGGUGCUAAAGGCAUGGAGGGGGCGACGGGAGACCAGGGCAUGAAAGGAGAGCAAGGUGCCAAAGGAGAAGCAGGUGAGGUGGGAGACGCAGGAUUAUGCUGGGGACUCCAGGCUCUUUCCGGGGACCCAAGGGGUCCAGAUGGAGAUUUGGGGUUCGCUGGUAUUCCUGGACUCAAAGGACCGACGGGAAUUCUGGGUUUCUCUGGUCCUGUAGGUCCGCUGGGAAUGAUCGGUCCGGUCGGGAAGCCUGGUGCCAGAGGACCCAAAGGAAGCCGUGGAGAGAUGGGGCCUCAGGGGCCGCGGGGCAGUCCAGGGCCACAGGGGCCUCCAGGUUCACCCGGCCCGUCGAUACGCAUUAAUAUGGACGUUCAAGCGCUGAUGGAGUCCAAUACGCAUCUAGAGCUGGAGAGUUAUCAGAACACAGACGCGAGUCUGUCGGAGCAGAGCGCUGAGAUCUUCAGGACGCUGCGGUACCUGAGCAGCGUCAUCGACGGCAUGAAAACACAGCUGGGAACCAGAGAAAACCCGGCCCGCUUCUGCAGAGACCUGCUGGACUGCCGACACAAGAUGAGCGACGGAUUGUUCUGGAUCGAUCCAAAUCUGGGCUGCACGUCUGACGCCAUCCAGGUGUUCUGUAACUUCACGGCAGGAGGACAGACCUGCAUAAACCCCGUUACAACAGAUAAGGCCGCGUUUGAUGUCGGGAAAGUCCAGAUGAAGUUCUUACACUUACUGAGCGUCACGGCGACCCAGACCGUUUCCCUCCACUGCUUCAGUGACCCGGCGACGGUUGCCAUGGAGACACCUCGGGCCCUGCGUUUCCGGGGUUGGAACGGCCAGGUGUUCGAGGAAAACUCGCCUCGGAGUCCACAUGUGGUUCUGGACGACUGUGAGAUCCGUGAUGGCAGCUGGCAUCAGUCACGAUUCCUGUUUCAAACCCAAGGCACUCAGCAGCUUCCCAUCGUGGACAUUCAAGGUCUCCAUCCCUCACGUCCAGGAGACCAGCGGCACGUUGAAGUGGGUCCUGUUUGCUUCCUGUGAAAUCACUGAAGGUCUUGAAACGGUCCUGAUGCUCAAAUCAGACCCCCCACCCCCGAAGACCAAGUGCGUCUCCAACCCGAGUGUUUUGAAAGACUGCUGUUGUGUAUUAUCUUUUGCGGUUCAGUAUGUCAGGUGAUUUUACCCUUCAAACAUGCACAAAGUCUCGGGUGAAGUCCCUGUAGAUCGUGCGUUCGAUCUCGAAUCACUGCUAGAAAAGGCCGACCUGGACUCUUUAGACGGUGCUCUACCUCCUUCACGUACAGGUGCUUGCGUUCAGGUGCAUCCGGCCCCAAACAAACUCUACGCAAGGACACAAAUGCAAACUCCGUUUGGUGCAUCAUUGUGUUUUGUAAUUUGUCUCAACAAUCAGUUUUUCUUUUAAAUCAAGGUGGAGGUGCAAGUUCGAUAAAGUUAGAGUAGUUACGAAUACGGUUUUUAUAAGAACACUAGCUAUGUUUCCCUUCACGUGUUUUUAAAGGAAUUUUGGAGUAUUGCAUAAAAACGCUGGAUAGAAACACCAAUAAGUGCAUAAAAUCUUAACAAAUUGGAGCAUCAUAUAUAUAUAUAUAAAAAAAAAAAAACAUUUGAUGGAAGUGUCAAAAUGUGCAUAAUAUCUUUAACAUAUUGAUGGAAAUGCCAGCAAGUGCAUGGAAUCUUAAAUAAAUUGAGGUAUCACAUAAAAAAAAAAAACGCUGAAUAAAAAUUCCAAGAAGUGCAUAAAAUUAUGAAAUGCCAGUAAGUGGAUGGCCCCUAAAAAAAUGGGGUUAUCACAUAAAAAAAUAAAAAAUAAAAUAAAAUAAAACGCUGGAUGGAAAAGCCAGAAAGCGCAUUCAAUUCUAAAAAAAAAAAAAAAAAAAAAAAAGGGGGUGUUACAUUAAAAAAUCCAGAUGAAAACACCAAGAAGUGCAUAAAAAACUGAAAAUUUUGGGGAAUGACAAAAAAAAAUCUUGAUGGAAACACCGAGAAGUCCACAAAUUCAUAAAAAUAUUGGGGGUUUGCAUAAAAGCACUGGAUGGAAAUGGGGAGAAAAAAAAUUUAAUUGUGAAAAAUUGGGGUUUUGCAUAAAAAUGCAGAAUGGAAAUGGAAAAAAUGUGUGAAAUCUUAAAAGAAAUUGGGGUUUUACAUAAAACAGAUGCUGGAUGGAAAUGCCAAGAAGCACAUAAAAUCUUUAAA
This is a messenger RNA of Cyprinus carpio (common carp), 6576 nucleotides long. RefSeq names its product collagen alpha-1(XXIV) chain (gene col24a1). Gene Ontology annotation, molecular function: extracellular matrix structural constituent. The record is from RefSeq and is a predicted model, not a curated record. Bases 367 to 5403 code for a protein of 1678 amino acids. Lineage: Eukaryota; Metazoa; Chordata; Actinopteri; Cypriniformes; Cyprinidae. The transcript has 60 exons.